Corvus hawaiiensis (hawaiian crow) is the source of this 3523-nucleotide messenger RNA. It is a transcript of the gene NUDT7, whose product is annotated as nudix hydrolase 7. The transcript is spliced from 3 exons. Gene Ontology annotation, molecular function: acetyl-CoA hydrolase activity; coenzyme A diphosphatase activity; magnesium ion binding. Lineage: Eukaryota; Metazoa; Chordata; Aves; Passeriformes; Corvidae. Gene Ontology annotation, biological process: coenzyme A catabolic process; nucleoside diphosphate metabolic process. The coding region runs from base 30 to 842 and encodes 270 amino acids. The record is from RefSeq and is a predicted model, not a curated record.
GCGGGGCGCAGCCGCAGCCGCUGACGGAGAUGGCGGCGGAGCAGGAGGGGGAGCUGGGCCCUGGGCCCUGUCCCUGCCCGGGGGCCGCGGGGGAUGAGCGGGGCACGGCCGGAGGGUGCCGGGGCUCCGCUCUGCCGGCUCCUAGGCAGGGGCUCACGGAGAGCGCCCGGCGCCGCCUGAGGGAGUUCGAUGUCGGGGACAAGUUCUCCCGCUUGCCGCUGCCCAGAGCCGCCGUGCUGCUGCCGCUCAUGGUGCGGGGGGGGCGGCUGCACCUGCUGCUCACCGUCCGGUCCGUGCAGCUGAGAAGAUCACCAGGGGAAGUGUGUUUUCCAGGAGGUAAAAGUGAAGCCACUGAUAAAGAUGAUAUUGACACUGCUCUCCGAGAAGCUAAAGAAGAAGUGGGUCUCCAGCCAGAGAGGGUGGAAGUCAUCUGUAGGCUGAUGCCUGGCAUUGAUAAAAUGAAUAACUUGGUGACACCAGUUGUAGGAUUUAUAGAGGAUACAUUCCAUGCCACUCCUAAUCCAGAUGAAGUGAGCGAGGUUUUUGUUGUGCCUUUGGAGUACUUUGUCAAGCCCUUAAAAUACAAGACCUUCUCUUAUAGAAUGUCCUCGGGUUACUUAACUCGGAUACACUGCUUUAUAUAUGAUGACCAGGAACAUAAAAGGUCAUUCAAGAUCUGGGGACUGACUGCACACUUUGCUGUAUUUCUUGCUCUUGUAAUUUCUGGAGAGAGACCUACCUUUGAAGUGGAUUAUGAUCUUGACAACUUAAUUUCAUCCUCCGAGAAUAACUUCAUUAAUUUGUAUGCAUCUGUGUAUGAAAGAAAGAAGAGUAAUCUAUGAUAAAUUGGUCUGGUAAUUCAUUUCUUUUGAAAGAGGAAAAAGGAGAUUUGUUUAUUCCCUUUGUACCUAUUUUUUGAAAGUUACACUUGAAUUUCUUCUGAAUUGGGAACUCCAAGCUGGCGGUCCCUAACUAGACUAAUAGAAUUUUUAAUCUGUUAAAAGAGAGUUGCAAAAAGCACACAGUAUUUUUGGUGAAACAGACUUUUAAAAGGUCUGUUUCAGUUCCCUUUCGGUUUCAGUGCCCUUGUUCUGUGUGACCGGAGAUACUUUCUGGGGUUUGCCUUGUAUACAAUGAGAUAAUGCUAGGUCGUAUAAUUUGUGUCUAUUUGAGUUAACCUAUGAAAACUUCUGGGGAUCUGUCCGUCUCCUGCGUGUGCCACACAUGGACAGCGCAAUCUGUACAGUCUUGUGGGGUACCUUGAAGCACUUCCAGGAGGCACAAUAAAAAUACAAAAGGUUUCAGGUGUUUUCACAAUCUCAUUUUGUUUUGCUUGAGCUUGUGGAGGGAAGAGGGCAGGUUAACAUGUGCAAUGAAUCUUGGCCAAUUUAGCAUUUCUCACAAGGAAAUUCUAUAGGCUGUGGAGAACUUAGGAUACAGGCAACAGGACUGAACUUUGUCUGUCACCACCUUGUUAUCAAACCUUACUCAGCUGCUGGCAGGAGUCCUCUCCAGGAAGGAAAAGUGGAGGUGAGGAUUCAUGAGGACAGAAGUGCUUAUGUGUAGUUGACCAGGCACCCUGGCAAUGCCAGACAUGUGACGUUCCUUGUGCUGGAAAUCCUUGUUCCCUCAUUGCUGCUGAACUAGCAUCUCAUUCACAGUGGUCAUGACCGUACUGGCACAUGGUGACGUUUUUAAAAGCUCAGGUGAUUUAGUCUGGAUUUGAGAUCUGCUGCACAGCUCCAGGUGUCAGCAGGCCUGAACAGCUGAUCUGAAUCCCAUGGUGAGCUGAAAGCAUUCGGUGUCUUGCAAUCUUGUGCCCCAGUGCAAGGCUCAAGUAAGACAAAAAAGAACCCUUGGCUGUUCCUGUGGCUAUUUGCACUUGUGCUGCCCCUGCUCCAGUCCCUAACAGGUGCAAGUGUGAUAAAGAAAAGCUGAUGGCAGUUCCUGUGCAUGUGCUGUAACUGCCCUCAAACCUUUCUUAUUCCUACAUUGGCUCUCCUAGCUAAUAUUUGCUAAUUGUUAAUAUCCUGCAUUCCUUAUGUUCGAUACUAGUUGACUCCUUAAGUUAAAGGAAAAAAAGACCUGUUUUUUUUGGCUGGGAUGAAAUCCUUGGAGAAGUAGCAGCCACAUGUAGAAAGAAGAGCUUUAUUUUUCAGUAUUAAACACUUCUGUGAAAUUAUUAAAACAUUUUUAAAAGCUUGACUUGAAACUUUUCAUCGUAUGAGGUGCAGGAAGGAAGAACUUUUAAAUUAAAAUAGAGCAAAGCAAUUAGACCUUGGAUUGGUAAACAAAACAGGUACCAGGAGACACAAUUACUAACUUACAGUCCUCCUCUGCUCCCAGCUUUUCCACCUCUCAACCUGAUCUGCACAGAUACUGUGCAAACUGUACAGCUUCAAACCGCCGUUUGGUUUUAGUUCUCUAAACAUUAUUGUGUGGAACUGUAAGCACAGCAGCAGCAGUUCAGCUGUUGCUCCUUUUAGCAAAUGUAAACAGUGUUCAUUUAUGAAUCAAACCAAGCAUUUGGACCAGUUGAAAAACAGAAGUUAACAGAGGUCCAACCACAGAGUGAUUUGCAGUAAAGCCACUGGGGCUUCAUGCUUCUCUCUGUGCAUCCUACACAACUUUAUUGACAUUAGUUUGGAUAUUCAGGAAGUACUUUUUUAACUCAAAACACUCAUUCUUUAUUUAGAUAUCCAUCUGGGAUGUGAGUGCCCAAAAAACUACUUUGAGCACAAAAAUCGCUUAAGUGCUUGCUAGUAAAACUGCAGUUCUGCAAGUCGCACAUUUACUAAUGGGCAGUUCUUUCCUUGGGCAAUCUUCAGGUAAAAUUCUUCCACAGUUUUUGGGGCAGGAACUAGAACAUGAAUCUUCCAACCUGAGCACCCCUCCUAAGCAAAGUAAACUAAAAAGGGCUCUUUCUUACUAGUCUUGUGUUAUACAUGAAUACUACUGAAAUCUGUUUCUGCGCACUUUUAUUUUGAAUGUAGUGGUUUUAAAGGACUCCUGGACUUUGUAUUAUUGUUUGCAAAGGCAUUUAGAGGUACAGUAUGCUGAUACAGCUUUACAUCUGAAGAAGCCUUUUUUGUACCUAUGUGUGUUGGGGUGACUCAGCCCACUCUUGGGCUGAGACCAUUGAAUAUCAAUCAAACCAGGGCCAUCCACUGGGUGGAUUUCCCCACCCAAGACAGUGGGUCGGAGGGCGGAUCAGAGGAUGUCACUGAAGGCUAGGUCGCCUCCCCUUGGGUGGUUCCUGGGUGCAAGUUACCUCCCUCGUUCUGAAAAGUUCUUCGCUGUUUGGUUGUUCAUUGGUUCCCUGUUGUGACUCCUGUCUCCCUGUUUUCCCCAUUGGUUAUGGUCAAGUUGUAUCCUCCCCUUUGACUGUACCCCAUUGGUUACUUCCCUUUUCCCCGCCUUGUUCCCCCCCCCCCCCCCCCCCCCCAUAAAAGGCUGUGCACAGUUCCCCUUGGGGCCCUCUGGUCCCUGGACCCUCCUGCUAAUAAACUCACUGGAACCCACA